Molecule: messenger RNA, 2112 nt
Organism: Exophiala xenobiotica
Lineage: Eukaryota; Fungi; Ascomycota; Eurotiomycetes; Chaetothyriales; Herpotrichiellaceae
Exons: 2
Coding region: 1-2112 (703 amino acids)
Biological process (GO): regulation of DNA-templated transcription; DNA-templated transcription
Molecular function (GO): zinc ion binding; DNA binding; DNA-binding transcription factor activity, RNA polymerase II-specific
Source: RefSeq, a predicted model, not a curated record
AUGCCAUCGCAAGGGUCGAUGCGUCCUGCAAAUCCCUUGAAACGACCUAGGCAAGACCCCGUAUCGUGCCAGUUCUGCCGGUCAAAGAAGCUCAAAUGCGACCGUCAACAACCAUGUUCAAAUUGUGCAACGAGGGGCCUGCUCUGUCACGGGCCGCCUCUGUCACAGUCUCGAGCUACCCCUCUUCCAGAGGAUGCUAACAAUGCCUCGAUCCUGGCCAGAUUAAAACGGCUGGAGGACAUUGUCAUCGGUUCCUCCGGGCAGGCUGCACCAGAUGUGCCGAGCGCGCUGCCAACGAGGGCGAACUCGACCUUGGCCUGUCUAUCUCCGGCUUCCGAGUACGAGGAGGCGCUUCACAACCUGGAAGAAACUGCUACUGGGGAGGAGAAUUGGAUUCCAUCUGGAACUCGAGACCUUGAGUUUCAAAUAUUAUCGGCACAGCAAAUGUCGCAUGCGCCUGGCGUGUAUCAAAGCCUCUCUGCAAAGCUUCCGCAUUUCCAAUCACCCCUGAAGUCAGUCUUCCUCCCACCGAAAGACGAGGCUUCCAGGUUACUGGACUACUAUGUCAAAUACGUUGAUGAACUUCAACAUGUUGUCUUUAUGCCCCAAGUACGCAAGCUCAUGGAUACGCUAUAUGCGAACGUGGACCAAGGGCUUCCGGUUGGCCCCAGCCAUGUUGCUCUCGUCCUGACUAUUUUGGCGAGCUCUGCCUCCCUAUCUUAUCACCAUUCUGGCGAUGGCGUUAUUCUCUUUCCACCAUCGGUGGCCGUCCAUGCGUCUUUGGUAUGGGCUAACUCUGCCCUUGAGGUUCUGGAAUAUUCUCGGCGCACCACGGCUGGUGGGCUGGAAGACGUUCAAGCUAGUAUUCUCAUGGCUUUUCUGCUGUUUCACGUCGAAGGCUUCUCCUCAAGAUCACGCCGUUUGUUUGCUGGAGCCAUCUCAACGGCCCGCGACAUAGGCAUGCACAGACUUGACGCAACUCCUGGCCAGUCAGCAGACUCGAAAAAAUCAGUCGACCCCGUGGACGUUGAGAUCCAGCGACGUGUUUGGUGGCAUGUUGUUGCCACUGACUGGUUGCUUGGUCUGUGUGGAGGGCCUCAAGAAGGCACGUAUUUUGUGCAGCCUAACCAUUUUCGGGUCAACCUGCCGCGGAACAUCGACGACAAAGGCCUCAUCUACGGGCGUUCUCUGGUGGAGGAACCACUGUCGAAACCAACAACCAUGUCCUACUAUAUACAACGGAUUAAACUCGCUGAUAUUUGUCGCCGCGUUGUCGAUUUAAUGCCCCUGUCAGGCGUUUCUACGAGUGUGGAUUAUCAGCAGAUCAUUGCCCUGGACGCAAAGUUCCAGGCAUUCUUUGAUGAACUACCCACCUUCCUGAAGGUGGAUGAGAAGAGUCGCCAUGAGACAGAGGAGAUCAUGUGCCAUUCCCCCCAACUUAAAAUCCAACGCUACGCUCUAGGGAUGAUAGCUCGAACAAGGCGAUGCAAAUUGCACCAGCCGUUCCUCAUUCGCCGCUCUGUUGAGAGCCAUUAUACUUAUUCACGAGACAUAUCAAUCAACUCGGCGCGCUGCGUCAUCCGUCUCAAGAGGCAGGUCGAAAAGGAGCUUGAUUCUGUUUAUGUCGUCAAUGUCAAACUACAUGGAGUCGUGUACCAUGUCUUUAUGGCAACGAUUGUGCUGGUAAUGGACCUUUGUUUCAACAAGAACGAAGGUAACGACGAUGUUCGGAAAUCUGAAGUCGCAGAGGCUUGUACCAUUCUGGAAGAAGCAGCAAGUCAGUCUUGCCUGGCCAGGGAGUUCCUCCAGUCACUCAUGGAUAUCAUGCGAAAGCAUAAAGUCCACCUGCAUCACCAAUCAGGAGAGGCUGCGGAAGAUCCGCACCCGGGGCAGGGCCUUCCAGGGUCUGAAAUUCCAGACAUUGCGAAAGUAACAGAACCUGAGGAGACUCGAUUAUUGCACAGCUUUUUCCCGCCACAGGACAAUUCUCAAAACUACCUAUCAGAUUUCGAUGCCAUCUGGAAGGACUAUGUUGAACUAGGACCUAACAUGGACGUGCCGGAAUGGGACAAUCUUUUCUCUGAAUUGACUCAAGGCUCCCAGAUCCCAUGA